CUACAAGUAUCGAUUCAGGCAAAGUAUAAACAGGCAGUUUGAAAAAGUCAACUCAACGAGUCAGUAACAGACAACAGAAAAAAGCAAAACAAACUAUUGUUGUGUGGAGAACAACACAUCAAAUUUCAUAAUCUGUGAAUUAAAAUAUUAGAAACAUAAAUUUCUUGUAUACAAAGAAAAAAGAAAAACGAGAGAAACAACAUGAAGUCGUUGAUUGCCAUUGCUGUGCUCGCCGCUAUUUGCGCCGUAGUUAAAACCGAGGAAGUCUGUCAUAAUAAUGUUGUCAGAGCUUGUGCCUCUUCCACUCUCUCUGCAAUUGCGGGAAUGUUUGCUAGUGAAAGUGCCAAUGUUUGCAAUGCCCGCAUGGGUGGCAUCGAUCACAUUGAACCCGAAGUUCAGGCCUAUGUUAACUCUCAAUUGACCAAAUCCUAUGACUACUUGUUGUUGGCCACCUACUUCAACAACUACCAAAAGAAUCGUCCCGGCUUCCAGAAAUUGUACCAAGGCUUGUCCGAUCGUUCUUUCGACGAUACCAUUGCCUUGAUCAAGAAAUUGACCAGCCGUGGUGGUAAGGUUAACUUCAACACCGUCCACGAAAGCCCUGCCACCGUCUCCAAGGUACGCAUGCAAAUGGAAGUCGAUGAAUUGCACUCUUUGGCUAUGGCUUUGGAUAACGAGAAGACUUUGAGUGCUGGUGCCAUGCAUGUUCACACCCGUGCCCUCCACUCCACUGAACGCGAUCCCGAAAUUGCCCACUACAUUGAAGAGAACUUCUUGACCAAACAAGCUGAGACCGUACGCAAAUUGUCUGGUUAUGCCAACGAUUUGUCCAAAUUGAUGAACGUACAAGACCCCUCAUUGGCUGUCUACUUGUUCGAUGAAUAUUUGCAAAAGCAAUAAAUUUAAUAAAUGAGAUUUAACAAAAAUUCAAACAACAUCAUCAAUGUAGAAACCACCAUCUAGUAACAACAAAAGAGUUUGAAAAGGGGGAAAGGAAUAAACAACAGCAAACAACAAAAAGUGGAGGGUCCCCACAUCAAACGGAAUUAACAGCUUGCCGGUCUUAGUCGUUAUCAGCCCUCUACAAUCAUAUAAUUAUCUAUCUACUCUUUGUUGAGCAUUUAAAUGAACACAAUUGUCAAUUGAUCUGGUUUUUGCUUAAAAUAAAUUACAAUUCGAAAUUGUUUGAGUAUUAUAUGAAAUUCACAA
Messenger RNA from Musca domestica (house fly), 1209 nucleotides. RefSeq lists its product as uncharacterized. Gene Ontology annotation, cellular component: cytoplasm. Gene Ontology annotation, biological process: iron ion transport; intracellular iron ion homeostasis. Lineage: Eukaryota; Metazoa; Arthropoda; Insecta; Diptera; Muscidae. Bases 202 to 900 code for a protein of 232 amino acids. The transcript is spliced from 4 exons. The record is from RefSeq and is a predicted model, not a curated record. Gene Ontology annotation, molecular function: ferric iron binding; ferrous iron binding.